Molecule: messenger RNA, 468 nt
Organism: Symbiodinium necroappetens
Lineage: Eukaryota; Dinophyceae; Suessiales; Symbiodiniaceae
Source: the annotation of a GenBank genome assembly
AAUGCCGUUGAUGAGCUCACAGAGGAGCUGGGCCGUGCCCGCGGGACGCUCUCUGCGGCUGCACCGCCUGCACCGCGUAGCGGCGAUGCAGCGCCGGGAGAUGACCUGGUCGCUGCCGGGCUGCAGCGCAGAACAGGCAUGAUCUUGGCAGCAAAGGGCGAGACCGACUUCUACCUCAAGGAAGAGCUGCUGCGCCAGCAAUUUAUCAAGGAAGAGCUCGAUCGGAUGCGCGACGAGCUCACCCGGCCCGCUUCCGCGGCUCUUGUGCGCCCUGUGCCGGCGAUGGCGGAGCGAGCGCCGCAACCGAGGGAUCCCAUCGUCCCCCCUGCACCACCCGAGGAGGCGCCCAGUAAAGCUACAAAAUUGAAUCUAUGCAAGCUGUUCUGUUCGGUGGAGUUUCUUCCGGAGUUCAGGCUGGUGAAGUUAUUGUCAGUGGGCCGCAGACUGCAGAGGUUUUGGGACCCUUGA